AUGGCGAAAGCGUCGUUUUUGGGUGUGGUCAGUUUCGGACGUUUCGCCCCGGAUUGGGGUUCGGCAGCGUUAACACACACUAAUGAAAAAGUCAGAUUUGCCACUCUGAAGCUAAAAAACAAGGUUCCUGGAAUUUGCCUUCGGGGAUUGAAAUUACUACUUGAGUGCGAUGAAAGUGAGACAUCUGAAAUGUUGAAAGGCAUAUUGUGGUGCAGCUUUGUGAAACUCAGGUUGUACCUGAAGAAUGGAACCUCGGUCAAUAG
Molecule: messenger RNA, 263 nt
Organism: Paramuricea clavata
Lineage: Eukaryota; Metazoa; Cnidaria; Anthozoa; Malacalcyonacea; Plexauridae
Source: the annotation of a GenBank genome assembly